GUCCGCCAGCCAUAACAGUUCUGAUUUGGGCGUUGUUUCCAGCGAUGGUCAAGUCGUUCUCCAAAUCAAAGCGCACGCCCGUGCGACUGCGGCACAAAAUUGAAAAAGCCAGUGCGGCGAAACAGAGGAAACUAAGAAAAGAAGAAAAGAAGAAUCCUCAGUGGAAGUCACGGUUAAAGAAAGAUCCCGGCAUUCCCAACCUUUUCCCUUUCAAAGAAAAGCUCCUCGAGGAACUCGAAGAGAAGAAACGCCAGAAAGCCGAACAAGGACAGAGGUUACGAGAGGCGGCCAAAGAGAAGAAGAGGGGUGGGAAAGAUGCCCAGACGAGAAAAACUGCCGAGGCUGAGGACGAUGACGACCUGAUGGAAGAGGAGGACGAGCUUCUGGAUGAGGAUAUGGAUGAGGACGACGACGAAGAAAGUGGAAAUGCAAACCCUCUAGCGGCUCUAGUAGCGUCAGCGCAAGCGAGAGCAGCCGAGUACGACGGCGGAGCACUAGCAGGAGACAUCGGAACCACUGCAGACGGCGAGGUUGUCGCGGAAGGAGUUCAGAUCUCGGACACAAUAUCUUCGGACCACCGAAACCCGGACUCUUCACGAAAAGCAUUCGACAAAAUCUUCAAACAAGUUCUCGAUGCCGCCGACGUUAUAUUGUACGUCCUGGACGCCAGAGAUCCUGAGGGCACCAGAUCGAGGGAGGUAGAACGACAGGUCAUGGCUGCGGAAGGUGGUUCGAAACGACUGAUUCUUGUGUUAAACAAGAUAGACUUGAUCCCCCCGUCUGUGUUGAAAGGCUGGUUAACCCAUCUACGACGAUAUUUCCCCACGAUACCACUCAGAGCAUCGACUCCCGCAUCCAACGCUCAGACCUUCGACCACAAGCAACUUACCCUAAAAGCCACCUCUGAGACACUGCUGCGUUCCUUGAAAUCCUACGCCGCAUCUAAGCAACUCAAACGGUCAAUCUCUGUCGGAGUCAUAGGCUACCCCAAUGUCGGCAAAUCCUCCGUCAUAAACGCCUUGACCUCACGUCUGAACAAGGGUGCCCAAAGCUUCGCCUGUCCUGUAGGCUCUGAGGCUGGCGUUACCACAAGCUUGAGAGAAGUCAAGGUCGACAGCAAAUUGAAAAUCCUUGAUUCGCCGGGCAUUGUCUUCCCCUCAACGGUGGACGGGGAGGGUAGAGAAGACAAACAGCGACGAAAAGCCGAGCACGAGGCUCGGUUAAUUCUUCUGAACGCGCUGCCGCCCAGUCAGAUUUCGGAUCCCAUUCCGGCAGUGAACCUCUUGCUCGAGAGACUCUCAGCUUCCGAAACGCUAUACGAGAAACUCUUGAAACAUUACGGCAUCGUAGCACUAGGGCCAUUCGCACGGGGGGACGAGACAACAGACUUUCUGGUUCAGGUCGCAAGGAAACGAGGCAGGUUGGGUAAAGGCGGUGUGCCCAAUCUGACCUCGGCAGCAAUGACCGUGAUCACAGAUUGGAGAGAUGGAAGGAUACAAGGGUGGACAGAGCCGCCCGUAUUGAAAGUCGCGGACGACGAGGAGAUGGUCGAAGGCCAGAGCGUGGACAGCAGCAGGGAGCUGCCCACUGGCGUGGACCGCAAGCAGAUUGUCAAGGAAUGGGCGGCCGAGUUCAAGCUAGAGGGCCUUUGGGGGGAUGGGCCUGAAAGCGGGAAGGGGGCAGAUGAUGCUAUGCAGGUAGAGUCAUGAGUCUGAUGUCCCGCAUGAGAUGUUUAAUGGGCGUUUCAUAGUAGGACACGAUGAUAUCCCAGAGGAUGAAUGAAUGCAUGUCACAAGCUCAAGGGAGAAGCCAUUUCGCAUCAUCCAUCAAUCCCUGCUGUCCGUGAACUCAUGCGACAGUUUGCCAUUGAAGUUGUCGCACAAGGCUGGC
Messenger RNA from Cladophialophora immunda, 1890 nucleotides. RefSeq lists its product as uncharacterized. The record is from RefSeq and is a predicted model, not a curated record. The transcript has 3 exons. The coding region runs from base 45 to 1709 and encodes 554 amino acids. Gene Ontology annotation, cellular component: nucleolus. Gene Ontology annotation, molecular function: GTP binding. NCBI's taxonomy places the organism in Eukaryota, Fungi, Ascomycota, Eurotiomycetes, Chaetothyriales, Herpotrichiellaceae.